UUUGUGGGCUCUUCUUUGCUCUCCUCUCUCUCUCUUUUUCUAUUUCUAACUUCGAUCAAAAGCCACACUGAUAUUCUUCUACCUCAAGCAGAUCUAUUAUCCCUUAGUUAUUUUUCUGAAAAAAAUUAAUUUAAUUUCGACUUUUGAGUUUAGUUAAAUUCUCUCGCCCUGUAAUUUGCGCGGGGAUAUAGCUUGACGAAGUUUUUGGAUUGAUUGAAAGGAAAAAAUGGGAAGGGGAAAGAUCGCGAUCAAGAGGAUCGAUAACUCGACGAACCGACAGGUGACUUUCUCGAAGCGAAGGAACGGUUUGAUGAAGAAAGCUAAGGAGCUUGCCAUUCUCUGCGAUGCAGAGGUUGGUCUAAUCAUCUUCUCCAGCACCGGCAGACUCUACGAGUUCUCCAGCUCAAGCAUGAAGUCGGUGAUAGAGAGAUACAACGAGGUCAAAGGUGAAACCAAUUCAGAGAUUAACUCAGCUACAGAAAUCAAGUUUUGGCAAACGGAGGCAGCGAUUCUCAAACGACAGCUACAUAACUUGCAAGAAGACCAUCGGCAAAUGAUGGGAGAAGAGCUCUCUGGACUAAGUGUGGAAGAUUUAAAGAAACUGGAGAAUCAGCUUGAACUGAGCCUUCGUGAUGUACGAAUGAAAAAGGAUCAACUGUUACAGGAAGAAAUACAUGAGCUUAACCGCAAGGGGAUUCUCGUGCACCAAGAGAAUAUGGAUCUUCACAAGAAAGUAAACUUAAUGCAACAACAGAAUAUGGAGUUACAUAAGAAGGUUUCAGAGGUUGAGAGUGUGAAAAGCGCAGACAAAAGUUCUCUUCUCACAAAUGGUCUACGCAUGAGAGAUAACUCGAGCGAACAUGUCCAUCUUCAGCUCAGCCAACCGCUGCAGCAUGAUGAGACGACACAUUCAAAAGCUCUCCAACUAAGCUAUUUCUCCUUCAUUUCAUAAUAUAAAUAUAUAUAUAUAUAAUUCAGUGUUGGCUGUAGCAGUUUGUUGACACUGCUUAAAGUAAGGAAUUGCAAAACAUGAUCAGAUCGUAUUUUUGAUUUGUUUUGACUCUUUCUCUUAGCAAAGUACGUUGGCUCGGGGUUUUUAAGUAUGUACUGCGAUGGUUCGGAGAAAUUCCAAAAAUAUUUGAAAGUAUAAUUAAACAUUUCGUUA
Messenger RNA from Raphanus sativus (radish), 1165 nucleotides. RefSeq names its product agamous-like MADS-box protein AGL16. Gene Ontology annotation, biological process: positive regulation of transcription by RNA polymerase II. Gene Ontology annotation, cellular component: nucleus. The record is from RefSeq and is a predicted model, not a curated record. Lineage: Eukaryota; Viridiplantae; Streptophyta; Magnoliopsida; Brassicales; Brassicaceae. The transcript has 7 exons. Gene Ontology annotation, molecular function: RNA polymerase II cis-regulatory region sequence-specific DNA binding; protein dimerization activity; DNA-binding transcription factor activity, RNA polymerase II-specific. Bases 227 to 952 code for a protein of 241 amino acids.